Gymnodraco acuticeps is the source of this 2144-nucleotide messenger RNA. RefSeq names its product cytochrome P450 2D15-like. Gene Ontology annotation, biological process: xenobiotic metabolic process. Gene Ontology annotation, molecular function: iron ion binding; oxidoreductase activity, acting on paired donors, with incorporation or reduction of molecular oxygen, reduced flavin or flavoprotein as one donor, and incorporation of one atom of oxygen; heme binding. Bases 74 to 1561 code for a protein of 495 amino acids. Lineage: Eukaryota; Metazoa; Chordata; Actinopteri; Perciformes; Bathydraconidae. The transcript has 11 exons. Gene Ontology annotation, cellular component: intracellular membrane-bounded organelle; cytoplasm. The record is from RefSeq and is a predicted model, not a curated record.
GUUUGCUUAUGAAGCCAACACGAUAUAAGAGACAAACUUAAACGUUGUGAAAAUUCAGAUUCAGAACUUCAUCAUGAUCGCAUCUGUGGUUCUACUCUUGGGAGCUGUUUUGCUCCUAUCGCUCUUCUUUCAGAACCACAGGACCAAAGAAUUCCCUCCAGGCCCUCGACCGCUCCCCAUCCUUGGAAACUUGCUGCAGCUCAAUCUGAAGAACCCUAUUGCGGACCUGGAGAGGUUGGCCAAGCGCUAUGGUAACGUAUACAGCAUUUUCAUUGGUAAGCGACCAGCUGUGGUCAUCAACGGGCUGCAGGCUUUGAAAGAAGCCCUGGUCACCAAAGCGGCGGACUUCUCUGGCAGAUCACAAGACCUAAUGGUUAAUCAUGUUGUACUUGUGAAAGCUAAUGCUCAAGGAGUGAUUCUAGCAGAUUAUAACACUGCCUGGAAAGAGCAACGUCGUUUUGGUCUGAUGACCCUGAGAAACUUUGGUCUGGGGAAGCAGACGAUGGAGCAGAACAUUCUGAGAGAGACAGAUCAUAUCACACAGCUGAUCGAGCAGAGUGUUGGUAAAAUGUUGAAUCCCCAGCUGCUGUUCCACAAUGCGGCCUCCAACAUCAUUUGCCAAGUUCUUUUUGCAAGGCGCUUUGACUAUGAGGAUGAGUUUAUGAAGUUUUUUGUUGGCCUUUUUCAAGAGACCUCCAAAAUAUUCAAUGGGCGCUGGGGUAUGAUCUAUGACUCUAUUCCAAUUGUGCGCAACCUGCCACUGCCCUUUCGGAAGGCCUUUGAGUUGUUUAAGGUCGCACAUGAGAAACGUUUGGUGAUGGUGGCUGAGAACAAAAAGACCAGAAUUCCUGGUAAACCGCGGCAUUUCAUAGACUCUUACCUGGAUGAACUGGAUAAGAGAGGAGACGAUGGCUCGUCCUUUUCUGAGGACCAGCUUUGUGCAUUUAUUUUGGAUCUGCACUUUGCUGGGACAGACACGAUUGCCAACACCCUGCUGACUGCCUUCCUCUACCUAAUGAAUUAUCCCAAGAUACAGGAACGCUGUCAGCAGGAAAUAGACAAUGUUCUGGAUGAGAAAAAAGAACCCUGUUUUGAAGACAGGCAUCAGAUGCCCUAUGUGCAGGCUGUUAUCCAUGAGAUCCAGCGGGUGGCCGACACUGUUCCUCUCUCUGUUUUCCAUUGCACCAGUAAAGACACACAGCUAAUGGGAUACUCCAUACCCAAGGGAACCAUUAUCAUUCCUAACCUGUCCUCAGUGCUGAAGGAGGAGGGACAGUGGAAAUCUCCCCAUGAAUUCAACCCUGAAAACUUCCUCAAUGACCGGGGAGAGUUUGUUAAACCAGAAGCCUUCGUGCCAUUCUCUACAGGUCAUCGUAUGUGUCUCGGAGAGGUUCUGGCUCGUAUGGAGCUCUUCCUCAUUGUGGUAACACUUCUGAGGAGGUUCAAGUUCAUCUGGCCAGAAGAUGCAGGAGAGCCAGAAUACACGCCUGUUUUUGGUUCGACCCAGACCCCUAAACCCUAUUCAAUGAAGGUGCAGGUCAGAAGUCGGAGGCUAUCCUAAUUAGGUCCUACACAAUUCAACACUGGAUCGUAAAAAAAGUGUUUCGAUUAUUGCUGCACUAAUGAAUCAAUUAAUCAUGAUGUUUAAGGGGUUUACUUGUAGUGACAAACCCUCAGGGGGAUUUGACCACGUCUCCAGUUCCCUUCAGCUCUACAGAGCUUUAUCGUGUCUUUCUACUUUUUUCACACCUCACACAAAACCUGUAAUUAAGUCUCACUGCUCUCAUCUACCUAGUUUCCAGCCACAAAAAAAAACACUUUUGUGAAGACCAAAGAGCUAAAGCAAAGUUGAUGGCACAUCAUACAGUAGUUGUAGGAGCCAAUUAACUGUGGGUAUAAAGGUAGGGACAUAUGUGUGUUGGUGAGAGGUUCCGCCAGAAGGCCCAUACAGUUUUUGACCACACACACACACACACACACACACACACACACACACACACACACACACACACACACACACACACACGAUUACAAGCAAAGCAAAGGUAUUGUGUAAACGGUAAUAUCGUGUGGUGAAUAUGGAAAGAAGCAAGUAAAAUGGAAACCAGUAAAAUGGAAAUAAAUGGACUGUUUCAAACUGGAAA